Phodopus roborovskii (desert hamster) is the source of this 1637-nucleotide messenger RNA. It is a transcript of the gene Marchf5, whose product is annotated as membrane associated ring-CH-type finger 5. Lineage: Eukaryota; Metazoa; Chordata; Mammalia; Rodentia; Cricetidae. The record is from RefSeq and is a predicted model, not a curated record. The transcript is spliced from 6 exons. The coding region runs from base 110 to 991 and encodes 293 amino acids. Gene Ontology annotation, molecular function: zinc ion binding.
GGACGCAGCGGGACUGAGGCCUACUCCGCCGCCUCUCAGUGCUAUUGUCCCCGGGCCUGGCCCUGAGCGGGGCUGCGGGCGAGGGCCGAGCUCGCCGGCUCCGCGGAAGAUGCCGGACCAAGCCCUUCAACAGAUGCUGGACAGAAGUUGCUGGGUGUGUUUUGCCACCGAUGAAGAUGAUAGAACAGCUGAGUGGGUGAGACCAUGCAGAUGCAGAGGAUCUACUAAGUGGGUUCAUCAGGCUUGUCUACAACGCUGGGUGGAUGAGAAGCAGAGAGGAAACAGCACCGCCAGAGUGGCAUGUCCUCAGUGCAAUGCCGAAUACCUAAUAGUUUUUCCAAAGUUGGGUCCAGUCGUUUAUGUCUUGGAUCUUGCAGAUAGACUGAUCUCAAAAGCUUGCCCUUUUGCUGCAGCAGGAAUAAUGGUUGGAUCUAUCUAUUGGACAGCUGUGACUUAUGGAGCAGUGACAGUGAUGCAGGUUCACCAUUCUCCUCUAUUCAGUGACACUACUUUUGAUGUGAAGGUUGUAGGCCAUAAAGAAGGGCUGGAUGUUAUGGAGCGAGCUGACCCUUUAUUCCUUUUGAUUGGACUUCCUACUAUUCCUGUCAUGCUGAUACUGGGCAAAAUGAUUCGCUGGGAGGACUAUGUGCUUAGACUCUGGCGCAAAUACUCAAAUAAACUACAAAUUUUGAACAGUAUAUUUCCAGGGAUUGGUUGUCCUGUUCCUCGAAUUCCAGCUGAAGCUAAUCCUUUAGCUGAUCAUGUCUCUGCUACCCGAAUUUUGUGUGGAGCCCUUGUCUUUCCUACUAUUGCGACAAUAGUUGGUAAACUGAUGUUCAGUAGUGUUAACUCAAAUUUACAAAGGACAAUCUUGGGUGGAAUUGCUUUUGUUGCCAUAAAAGGAGCAUUUAAGGUUUACUUCAAACAGCAGCAAUAUUUACGUCAGGCACACCGCAAAAUCCUAAAUUAUCCAGAGCAAGAAGAAGCAUAAAACUGACUUCUGGUUGUUCUGAGGCCUCUCAUCCUGAGGAGUCUAUUGUGUUGUUCUGAUUCCAUCAUUAACGCACUAGAGGAGACUUGUGAUAACCUACUGCUCCUAUCUUUUAAAGAAAUGUAAUAAAGCACGCAAGGCAGGGGAUCCUCUCAGUAAUCACAGAACUAAGGAUACGAUUCAACCUGGUCAUUUGUAUGUACUGCUUUGACAGCCUUUGGCUGAACCAUUAUCUUAGCAUGGUAUACCUGGGUUUGUUCAUAUUUUUCCAGACAAAAAUGUAAAGAUAAAACUGUACAAAUAUUAAAAUGGACAUGCUGUUUUAUUCUGAUGCCUCUUUUGUAUAUACUCAUGUUCAGUGUUUUCUUAGGAAUAACAACUCAAAUGAAGGUACUGUGAGGACUUUUCUCACUGGCAUACUUUGAUUAUGUGCUAAACAGGAGCCUGUGUUAAUAUGAGGAAGCGUAAAUUAGUUCUUAAUAAAUAACAGACCAAAAAAAUGUAUGUGAGCAUUGAAAUGAUCAUCUGAACAACACGGAUUCUGUUGCCUUUUCCUUAACCCAUGUGACAUCUCAGAUGUGUAGGGUCAGUUUCCAGGGCUUCCAGAUCACUUUUUCACUAUUAAACUUUAUUUAUGCAAUGUUGA